Messenger RNA from Haliotis rubra (blacklip abalone), 2928 nucleotides. RefSeq names its product protein pangolin, isoforms A/H/I/S-like. The coding region runs from base 618 to 2120 and encodes 500 amino acids. The record is from RefSeq and is a predicted model, not a curated record. Gene Ontology annotation, molecular function: RNA polymerase II cis-regulatory region sequence-specific DNA binding; DNA-binding transcription factor activity, RNA polymerase II-specific. The transcript is spliced from 10 exons. Gene Ontology annotation, cellular component: beta-catenin-TCF complex. Gene Ontology annotation, biological process: regulation of transcription by RNA polymerase II; canonical Wnt signaling pathway. Lineage: Eukaryota; Metazoa; Mollusca; Gastropoda; Lepetellida; Haliotidae.
GCGGCUAGAUCAAAGGGAGCUCGCUGAAAACAUCUAAUUCUAGCGCAUAACAAGAAUGUUAGGGGCGACAGCGCAGGGGCCAGACCCGAGCUUUGUUCUUGGCAAAGAGAGCGAAUGCAUGUCGGUGUAGCAGGCAUAAUUUAAUCUGCUCUCAGAACUUAUUGAUAGGCGCUUGUUGAUGUUUAUAUGUGCAAAUGUGGCCAUUAGCAUUGGAUAUACAGAAAAAAACGCUGAAGAAACGAGCAUGGAUAACACAUAGGAAUGGUGCUUGACCGAGAGACGAGACGCUCACAACCAGCCGUGCAUGUGACUGCAGACAGCCCAGAGCAUCCCUGGUCUUUGAUUGAUCCAGUUCACUUUUAUCUUGCAAUAAGAGGAGGCAAACUUUACGUUCAGACGAGAAUAACACAGCACAGUUUAGUUGCUAUACUGCUACAUGACGAAUGACUAACCCCAGCCGUAACGGCGCUUUUCAUUGGUCGCCGGUACAGAGAGCGCGGCGUUGAUUGGUCUCUAUUUGCUAGCCUUUACGUAGUAUUCAUGGCGGAUUCAAAACGUGUGUUGAGAGUCGUUAAUAUCCUGUGCGAAAAUUAGAUCGCAGUGGAGAACUUUUGACCAUGCCGCAUAUGAGUUCAGGCGGCUCAGAGGAUUUUUACUCGAAAGAUGAGGUCAAAGUAUAUAAAGAUGAGGGUGAAGAGGAAAAAAGGUCAUCGGAAAACCUCUCGGAGGAAAAGUUGGGUUUAGUCACCGAAUCCGAAGAGGGGAAAAAUGGCAGUUUACCGGGGAAUUACUCUGGCAGUGAGAAGAGUGGGACAACACGACCAGAGGAUGACAAGUCAGCAGCUCAGCCCCCUGGCCUGGAACAAGGGUCCCUUGGGUUCAUUAUGCCUCCCUAUUAUACUAACGGUGCUUCGAUGGGCUGUAGCAAAAUAGGAAUGGUGCAGCCUCCGUACCCGUACUUCGGCUCGCCACCACCCGCACACAUGGGCAUACCGCCCGUCCACACGGACCCCAAAACAGGGUUGCCACGACCACCAAUGUACGCGACAUAUCCCGCACCUCCGGGGCAGUUUCCUCAUCACCUUUACCCAGAGUUCUCGCAAGUGCAAUGGCAUCGGCCAGCAGGGUACCCAAUCUCUUCAGGCGGAUUCUCAGGCUCUUAUCCACCUUUAAUCAACUCAAUAUCACGGCUGGGACCCCCAGGGAUCCUGCCGCACCCCGGUCUGCCUCACCCUGGCAUGCCACCCCACCCGAUCAUGAGUCCGGGACCAAAACAGGAGAUGAUGGGGGCACAAACGAUGGGCGUUGACAAUCACAGGCCCACGUUAAGUUCGAACCCUGGUGAGGAGAGUUCUGGCAGUAAUAGCCGAAGUGGGGAAAAUACCCAGAAGAAAAAGCCCUAUGUUAAGAAACCUCUAAAUGCGUUCAUGUUGUAUAUGAAAGAAAUGCGAGCAAAGGUUAUCGCAGACUGUACGCUGAAAGAAUCGGCAGCUAUUAAUCAGAUAUUAGGGAAGAAGUGGCAUGCGUUAGACCGGGGUGAACAGUCCAAAUACUACGACAUGGCACGGAAAGAGAAGGAACUUCAUCUGCAGCUGUACCCGGGGUGGUCAGCCAGAGAUAAUUACGCGUCACAUGCUAAGAAAAAGAAAAGGAAAAAAGACGGCCCUGGUGAAAAUAAAGUUUAUGUUUCAGAAUGUACACACGCGAAGAAGUGCCGCGCACGGUUCGGGAUGGAACAACAGACUCAGUGGUGCAAGCCCUGCAGGAGGAAGAAGAGAUGUGUUCGUUUCCUGCGUGGGGAGGGGGAAGACGGGGGAACCUCGGAUGAAGAAUUGGAUGACGACUUGUGCAAUGACAGUUAUGCUGAGUCGGGGAGAUCUGGCGUGGACAGUGACUGUAACCUGGAAAGUCCACUGCCAGGCCCUCAAAGUGACAGCUUUCAUUUGAAACCCUCGGAGAAGUGCCAUAACUCUCGGCACCUGUCCUCACCCUUUGGCCCAGGUAGUGGUGAUGCCCUGGAUGUAGACCUGGAUGACGCGGAGAAAGCUCUUAGCUUUCACGCUGAGUCCAAGCUGUGUAUGGAUCUCCCACAGACACCACCCUCCGUGCCCACAUCCUGACGCCUGGACUGAUGGAGGGAUGGACGGGCCCACCUGGUGGCGGGGACAGGUGUUUCCUUGCUCCCACAACAGGGCAGCAGCAACAGCAGCAGCAGCAGCAGCUGGGUGUGUGUAGCAUAAUACAGUCUACGUGAGCUUGUGGAUCUUGCAGGAAUACACCCGAUUGACUGACUCUUUGCCUGAUGUGUGACUGUCUGCACCUGAUUGGGUGACCGUGCUAUUUAGACUGGCUGUGUAAAGGCCGAGUCCAGCAGAGACUCUAGCUGCUACUUGUGAUGCUCGGAGAGUGAUUAUUUUUGUAUAGCGUGGAUAUCACUGAGACCAGAUUGUGACAUUGCUGGCACUGACCGAGCACUUGAUCCCGAACAAACAUCUUCAUCUGAGUAUCGAUCAAGUCAUUGUGAAUGAAGAAGAGUGAGAUGGACACUCGAUCUGUAUGUGCCAGAGUUGUGUGUGCUGAGAGACUGCAGCAAGAGGCUCACACCAUCUUAGCAUUACUACAUAAUACAUGUGUACCACUGCGAGUGUCGCUGGCUCCCCGACAGGGCGGCCUACUGCAGGCGACAGCCACCAUGUGCCUGGACCUAGAUUGGUGGUAGCACCACUGGUAUGACCAGACUUGUGUAUCUCGUAUGUUCUAUGUGAUCUCUGUUUCUAGGUAUUGACAAAUACUAGUAGUAACUUCAAGUACACUCUAAGUGUCCAUUUGUACCACAUGGGGGGAGGGGCAUGCGCUGCCGUCGCACUGAGUAGGUCUUUGUUUAUCAUGUGCCGAGGCUGGGGGGAGGUAGUUCAGGGAUUGAAGGUC